This is a messenger RNA of Vespula vulgaris, 1309 nucleotides long. RefSeq names its product leucine-rich repeat-containing protein 34-like. The coding region runs from base 347 to 1309 and encodes 320 amino acids. NCBI's taxonomy places the organism in Eukaryota, Metazoa, Arthropoda, Insecta, Hymenoptera, Vespidae. Gene Ontology annotation, molecular function: protein binding. The transcript is spliced from 8 exons. The record is from RefSeq and is a predicted model, not a curated record.
CGUGUAUACUAAUGAAUUUAGUAACUAAAAAAAUAUCAAAAUAUGUAUGAUAGAAAUAAAAAAAGUACUAGUAACUUUAAAGUUUGGAUUUAAUUAAAAAUAUUACAUUGUUUUUCUGAAACAAUUACAAUUAACAUGAUAUAAUUAAACAAGGAUUAUUGAUUGUCUAAAUUAACAACAUGUCUAAAACAAAGCAAAACUUAAUGAACAAUGAACAAUAUUUUACGUGUUUUUGCGAAAAAUAUGCGAAUAACACAAGAAAUUUGGUGUUAAAAGGAAGGGAUUUAAUUAUCGCAAAGGGGUAUAUAAAAAUAUAUACAAGUUAAAUGUUCAAAAUAAUAAUAUAAUGGAAGCAGGUAUUGAUUAUAUGUGUGAAAUAGGACAAAAUUUACGUAUCAAGAGCCUUCAAUUAAGUGGGAAUAAGUUUGGCAUUGAAUCUUCAAAAAAAAUAGCAUUACUAUUAUUGAAAAAUCCAUACUUAGAAUAUUUGGAUAUAGCAGAAGUUGAUCAAACUAUUUCAAGUUUAAUAUAUUUCACAACAGUUAUGAGAUUAGAUCAACCUAUGUAUAAUGAAACUUUAAAAAUUUUGGACAUUAGUCGUCCAAAUCCAGGAUGUAUGUAUUUUUUUAAUGCAGAACAAUUUGCAACUCUUAUUGGACAUAUGUUAAGAAAUAAUACUUGUUUGUUUGCAUUGCAUUUACAAAAAUGUGGUUUUAAUUGCCAUGACAUUGAAUGUAUGAUGAUAAAUGCACAAUAUAAUCACACAUUACAUUUUCUUGAUCUUGCGUGUAAUAAUAUAGGAGAUCAUGGAAUGCAUCAUCUUGCUAAUUGGCUUAUAAAAACUUCUGCUUUACGUGGCCUUAUUUUGAGCAAAAAUAUUAUAACUGAUCAUGGUGCAAGGAUAUUAAGUCAUACUAUACCAUUUUCCAAGCUUAAGUUUUUAGAUAUUUCAUUUAAUAAAAUAACUGAUGAAGGUAUGGUAAAUAUUUUAAAUUCUUUAAAAAAGAUUUCACUCAUAAAAAGCUUACGAAUAUUUGGUAACUUUCUUAGUCAUAUAACUGCUAAGACUAUAAAGAGAAUAUUAUUAUCAAAAGUUUUAUAUCAAACAAAUCUUGAUGUCAAGCCUUAUAGAGUAGAAGAUAAAUGGUACUGUGCUCAAUAUCCAAUGGACUGUUCUAAAGAACAUUUGUAUGAUAUAAUUGAACUUUCCACAAAGAACAAUAAAAAAACAGAAACUUUUUCUAACAUAUAUAAAUUCAAUGAAACAAGUAAAAUAAAAAAAAUUCAUAUGUGGCUAAUACUACUUUAA